Aspergillus terreus NIH2624 is the source of this 1722-nucleotide messenger RNA. RefSeq names its product putative sucrose transporter. Gene Ontology annotation, molecular function: sucrose:proton symporter activity. The transcript has 8 exons. The record is from RefSeq and is a predicted model, not a curated record. NCBI's taxonomy places the organism in Eukaryota, Fungi, Ascomycota, Eurotiomycetes, Eurotiales, Aspergillaceae. Gene Ontology annotation, cellular component: membrane. Bases 1 to 1722 code for a protein of 573 amino acids.
AUGCCACAGGCUGCAAGAUGGGUGGGCACGCCCUCGAUCAGAGGGCGCACCGAAUCGGCGCGCAUGGCGUUGCUGACUUUCAGCUUGUUGGGAUUACAGUUCACUUGGGGUAUUGAAAUGACAUACUGCACCCCGUACCUCCUUCAGCUCGGUUUAACAAAGUCUCGAACGUCGCUUGUCUGGAUUGCCGGUCCUCUGUCGGGAUUAAUCAUGCAACCCCUCAUUGGUGUCAUUGCGGAUCGAUCGCGCUCGAAAUGGGGCAGACGCCGGCCAUUCAUGAUCGGUGGCUCGUUGAUCGUCACAGGGUGUUUGUUGGUACUUGGAUGGACGACAGAAAUUGUGAACAUGUUUGUGAAAGACGAUCCAGAAAAGAUGUUGUCAAACCAGGUCAAGAACGUUACUAUCGCCCUGGCAGUCCUGAGCAUUUAUGCUGUUGAUUUUGCGAUCAACAUCGUGCAAGCGUGUUGUCGAAGCUUAAUUGUGGAUACUUUGCCCAUUCCUGCACAGCAAGCGGGAUCAGCCUGGGCCACGAGGAUGUCGGCAAUUGGUCAACUCAUUGGCUAUGUCAUUGGGUCUAUCGACACUGUCAGCAUUUUUGGCACAUCGAUUGGAGACACUCAAUUCAAGCAAAUGACGGUUAUCUCCGCGUUGUCUUUGCUAGGUGCUGUUCUCGUUACAAGCUGGGCUGUGAAGGAAAGAGUCCUGAUUACCGCAAGGGAUUCUGAUGGAAAAGCCGGAGCGCUCCAAGUGAUAUCUCAGCUGAUCAAAACCACGAUGGACUUACCCCCUCGUAUCCAAGCUAUUUGCUGGGCUCAGUUCUGGGCCUGGAUUGGGUGGUUCCCUUUCCUUUUCUACAGUACUACUUGGGUUGGUGAAACAUACUUCCGAUAUGAGGUCCCUAAAGACGCAACGCAGCCCAGCGACAUGCUUGGCGAGGUGGGCCGUGUAGGCAGUUUGUCUCUCGUGGUUUUCUCAUCCAUCACGUUCAUCGCAUCCGUCCUUUUGCCCUUCUGUGUCCAACCGCCCGACAGCAAGCGGCCCAGAUUCACACCUCGACCACCCCCAGGGAUCGCCGCACUACUCAAGAAAAUUACAGCGAUUCGACCGGAUCUCCAAAUGACAUGGCUAAUCUCGCAUGUCAUGUUCGCUGCUACAAUGAUCUUCGCGCCACUAGCCCGGUCCCGCGCCUUCGCAACCUUCCUCGUCGCCCUCUGUGGUAUUCCCUGGGCCAUCACCUCCUGGGCACCCUUCUCCUUCAUGGGAGUUGAGAUCAACAAGCUCGCGAUGGGCCCCUCUGCUGCAUCGCGCCUUUCCGGCGUGACUAUGAUCACGUCGUCCAGUGUCCACUCAGGCGCGUACAGUGACAUGAACGGCGACUCGGAGAUGGAUGUGCUCCGUUUGAACCACCACGAGCCAGAUAGCGACAGUGAUGUGGAGGACGGACCCUCGAACAUCCCGUCGACCGGUGAGCUGGCCGGGAUCUACCUCGGCGUGCUGAACGUCUACACCACGAUCCCGCAGUUCGUCGGCACCUUCAUCAGCUGGAUCGUGUUCAGCAUCCUCGAGCCCGGCAGUACCAAGCGCGAUGACGCCUCUUCCGACUCGCAGUGGAUGAAUCUCGACAAGGACUCACCUAACGCGAUUUCUAUCUGUCUGUGUAUUGGCGCGUUGUGCGCCCUCGUGGCCGUCGAGGCAACACGGCGGUUACGCUAUAUCCUAUAA